UUAGAGGUGGGGGGAGGGGGGCUGCGUACGCGACGGAGCUGGGUGCGAAGAUGGCGGACGAGGAGGCCGAGCAGGACAGAGGUAGCGUCGGCGCCGAGAGCGGCCUCCUGGAUAUGCCGAGCCUGAAGAAGAGGCUGCUGGAGCUGGAAACGGAGCUAAGGGAAAGACGGAACCAGUCAGCCGUGGAAGCGGCCACCGAAUACUGUCAGCAGCUGUGCCAGACCCUUCUUGAAUAUGCAGAAAAGUGGAAGACAUCUGAGGAUCCCUUGCCUUUGUUGGAGGUAUAUACACAGGCAAUCCAUGGAUAUAUAAAAGCAAGACCUUACCUUACCUCCGAGUGUGAAAAUGUAGCCUUUGUGCUUGAACGCUUAGCUCUAAGCUAUGCCGAACUUUUGCUAUGCUUGCCUCUUGAACUGCCUGAAAAUCGAUGGAAAGAGUUUCAGUCAUUUAUUCAAAUGGCACAUACAAAAUUAAUGCAAAAUGGCAGCCAUCAAUUACAUAUUUUAUCUGUUCUUGCCCAAGAGGAUGGAACAUGGAAGAAUCCAGUUCUUUGCAACAUUCUUACCCAAGAGAUGCUGGAUUGGGAUAAGGUGAAUAAAUUUUUAGCCUUUGAAGGCCCUGUGCUGCUGGAUAUGCGUAUUAAGCAUUUGGUGAAAACAAAGCAAUUAUCUCAAGCAACCGCAUUAGCAAAAGUGUGCUCAGACCAUCCAGAAAUCAGCAGCAAAGGCAAUUUUAAGCAAACCUAUCUAGUCUGUCUUUGUUCUGGGUCACCAAAUGAAAAACUAAUGCAAGAGAUUGCAGAUAUAGACUGUAAAGAUGCUUUAGAAAUGAUCUGUAACUUAGAAUCAGAAGGGGAUGAAAAGAGUGCUCUGAUUCUGUGUGCAGCAUUCUUAUCUCGGCAGCUACAGCAAGGAGAGAUGUAUUGUGCAUGGGAACUGACUCUCUUCUGGAGUAAACUACAGCAAAGGGUAGAACCUUCUAUACAAAUAUAUUUGGAGAGAUGCCGUCAACUAUCUGUAUUAACAAAGACUGUGUACCACAUUUUCUUCCUGAUUAAAGUAAUAAAUUCUGAGAUUGAUGCUGCUGGUCUUGCAACCUGUAUUGAACUUUGUGUGAAAGCAUUACGCUUGGAGGCUAGUGAGAAUACAGAAGUCAAAAUUUCCAUUUGCAAGACAAUAUCUUGCUUAUUGCCUGAUGAUUUAGAAGUUAAACGUGCUUGCCAACUAAGUGAAUUUCUUCUUGAACCUACUGUGGAUGCAUAUUAUGCCGUAGAAAUGUUGUAUAAUCAGCCUGACCAGAAAUAUGAUGAAGAAAACCUUCCAAUUCCAAAUUCAUUACGCUGUGAGCUUUUACUUGUAUUAAAAACUCAGUGGCCUUUUGAUCCAGAAUUUUGGGACUGGAAAAUGCUAAAACGUCAGUGUUUAGCAUUGAUGGGAGAAGAGGCAUCAAUUGUAUCUUCAAUAGAUGAACUGAAUGAUAGUGAAAUGCAUGAAAAGGUAGAGGACUGUCAAGAUGAGAACAAAGACACUUCAGCAAAUGGGCUUUCUGGAUGUUUCGAUGAAGCUACAAACUUGCUCAGAGGCAUUAGAGAUAAGAAACAGAAAAACAGAGAAAUUAAAAAAUUAAGGGAGAGGGGAUUCAUAUCUGCUAGGUUCAGGAACUGGCAAGCAUACAUGCAAUAUUGUGUGCUGUGUGAUAAGGAAUUUCUUGGACAUAGAAUAGUCAGGCAUGCACAGAAACACUACAAGGAUGGGAUUUAUAGUUGUCCAAUAUGUGCACAAAAUUUUAAUUCUAAAGAAACUUUUGUUCCUCAUGUAACGCUACAUGUUAAGAAAUCCAGUAAGGAAAGACUAGCUGCAAUGAAACCACUGAGAAAAUUAGGAAGGCCACCCAAAACAGCAACCACUGGUAUAAACAGAAAGAACAAUACCUUAGUAAAGCAAGAACAACGACACAUAAAAAAGAACAGUCUUUAUGCGGCAGACUUCAUUGUUUUUAAUGACAACGAUGGCUCAGAUGAUGAAAAUUAUGACAAAGACAAACCUUACAUUCCAGAAGUAAUUCCAGUUCAAAAGCCAUUGCCUGUCAAUGAGUUUACUUGCCCUGUUACCUUGUGUAAAAAAGGCUUUAAAUACUUCAAGAAUUUGAUUGCCCAUGUAAAAGGUCACAGAGAUAAUGAAGAAGCUAAACGCUUUCUUGAAAUGCAGAGCAAAAAAGUAAUUUGCCAGUACUGUAGACGACAUUUUGUAAGUGUUACCCAUCUUAAUGAUCAUUUACAAAUGCACUGUGGUAUCAAACCUUAUAUUUGUAUACAGAUUAAGUGUAAGGCUAGCUUUAACAGUUAUGCUGAACUUUUGAGUCACAGAAAAGAACACCCAGUCUUUAGGGCACGAUGCAUGUUUCCCAAAUGCGGGAGAGUAUUUUCAGAAGCAUAUUUGCUUUAUGAUCAUGAAGCUCAGCACUAUAAUACUUUCACCUGCAAACUUGCAGGUUGUGGGAAAGUUUAUCACUCACAGAAUGAAUUAGAAAAGCAUAUUGAAGAUCACACUAAAUCUGAAAAAAUAUUACCAUCUGAUGGUGAUGGUAGCUGUUCUCAGAGUUUAGAAAAUAAUGAAAAUAAUGAAGAAGUCCAUCCAGAAGAGACGCUGGUGCUACCACCUGACAAUAAUGUAAAUAACUGUGCCAAAGUAGAAGAUUAUGUCACAGAUGAGAUCCAUGAUGAAUCACUUGAGUCUGAAAAUACGAAACAAUCGACCAAUGUACUGGAGCAGCCUAAUUCAAUCUCCGUUCAUAGUGGGGAACAACAUUUGACUACUGCAGCAAGGACAGGAUCAUUAGGUCCAGCCAGCAAUGUUUUGAUACCUCUUCUAGGCCAAAAAAUUCGAGAGAACAUGGCAAAAAAAGGAAAACUGCCUGCUGUAAAUACUGCCAUAGAUGUUGGUGCAUCUGUCAUCCAUCCGUUUUGCUCAACAGUUGAAGAUACUUGCAGUGACCUUUCUGUUUUCCAUGAAGGGAAGGAGGAUGGUUGUGUUGGUGAGCCUCAAACCAUUUCCACAGACUCAGCAAAGCUUGAACCUGAUGCUCUUGCAACAAAAAGUCAAGAAAAAAAGAGUAGCCAUAUGUCCUUCAGCACGCAAAAUCAGUUGGAGUGUCAGAAUUUGCUCUCUCCAAAGCCUCAGCUUGAAGAAAGUGUUAGGCCAGCUGUUAAUCUCUAUAAUCAGCCUCUGAAAAAUUUAGGAGAAAUUCCACUUGCUUCUACCCAGAACAUUGUAGGCACUGCUUUUUUACCUAUUGUACCAUUGGCAGCUCCAGUUCAGAGGUUUACUUGCCAGGUUGAAGGAUGUACGCGAAUCUACAAUUCUUCUCAGAGUAUUGGAAAGCAUAUGAAGACAUCACAUCCUGAUCAAUAUGCUGAAUUUAAAAUGCAGUGGAAGAAUAAGAAGAGUAAAAAAAUAAGUUUGCAAAACCAGCCAAAUGACAACAAACCAGUUUACUUUUUACCAUCACAAGUAUCUACUCCUGCUAUUGAUGCUUUUCCUCAACAAACCAAAACCACCUUAAAUCCUACUUGUACAAGUCAGCUGCAGCAACUGUCAAAUGUUCUUUUUCCAACACGUUUGGAGAAUACAACUAACUCACUAUUACCAAUAGUGGAAAAUGUUGGUCUCCCUUCUCAUAUUAAAAAUGAAUCAGAAAAUGCUUUAAGCUCUCAGUUGGCAAGUAUGUCCAGUGCAACUUUACCUUCACAGAUGGAUGAUUUAGAGAAGCCAGUUAUGCCUUUGAACAUCGACAGUGGUUCUGAUCCUUUUCUUCCUUUACCAGCAGAAAAUGGGCUCAUUUCUCUUUUUCCUUCCCCAGCUCACAAUAGUCCAAGUUCUGUCUUCUCACAAAUGGAGAACGCCAAUCAUUUUUCCUCCCAACUAGAAGGAAAUACAAAUUCUUUUUCAAAAGAGGAAAGUGUUGACAUACUCUUUCCUUCACAAAUAAAUAACGAAAGUCACUUCGGUGAAACCACUCCCCAGCCUCUUAUAUCAGAAAAAACGAAAAAGGAUCGUAGGCGAGGUACAGAUGGAAAAGACAAAAAGCCAAAGCAUAAUAAGCGAGCAAAAUGGCCAGCAAUUAUCAGGGAUGGCAAAUUUAUUUGUAGUAGAUGUUACAGGGUUUUUUCCAAUCCUAGAUCACUUGGUGGUCAUCUGUCUAAACGAUCUUAUUGCAAACCUUUGGAUGAAUCUGAAAUUUCCCCUGAAGUUCUCCAGCUUAAUGGACAAUCCUCCCUACUUGCAAGUAUGAUUCUUUCUUCAAAUGCUUUAAGCUUACAGCAGCAACAGGAGUCAACUUACAAUCCAGAUGCAUGUUUUAAGGAACCAUCAUUUCUACAGCUGCUUGCUAAUGAAAAUCGGCCAACUGCCAUUUUGCAGAAUUUAUUUCCACGGACGAACAUGACAAGUUUUAAUCCAAAUGAAAAUGAUGAAGGAAAUGAAAUUAUCAAACAAGCUUUGGAAACUGCAGGAAUUCCAAGCACUUUUGAUUCUGCAGAUACAUUACCACAUAUAAUUACUACCAACUGUGUUACUAGCACCACACAAAUAAAUACAACAGUUUUACCAAAUCCAGGCAUAUCACCUUCAUUACCAACAAGUUGCAACCCAUCUACCUUGCUCACAGACCAAAACAGAACACUUAACACCAAAAUUUCAUCAGAAGAAUGCAACAGUUUACCUGUGUUUUCAGAUGAUUUAAUACUUAAGACUAUUGAAAAUGGCUUGUGCCCUCAUCUGGUUCCUAAUUCUGCUGCCACAACACAUAAUUUGGGAAACAGUCUUCCACGUGUUUCAGUCAUAAGUAGCAUCAAAAAUUCAGAAGUAUGUAGUUUAACUAAAAAAGAGAAUAGUGGUUCAAAGAAAAAGAAGAAAACACCUGUCCCAUUGGUUGUACCUCACAUUCCACAAAAGUUGGUAGUUAAUGAUUUAGCAGGUUUAGGGCUUAUCACUAGAAAUGUCGAACAGAAUAUGCAAGCAACAGCAGAAAAUUUUCAGUCAAAUAUAAUAGCAAAUAGUGAAACACAAGGAUUAGUGGAAAAUCUUACAAAGAAAUUAAGUAACGUUAACAGUGGAUUAACAGCAGAUAUCAAAGAAAACUUAAAGUCAAGUGAAAAUCAUGUAGAAAUCGUUCCCUUGCCAUUGAAAAAUGAAAAUGGUGAUUCUCGGGUUACUCUGGAAUGUUGCAUUCCAGAGAAGUCCAGUUUUGAGAUUUCAAAUGAUAACAUUGUUCAGAACUUUGAAAAAACCCUUGAAAUAAUUAAAACAGCUAUGAAUUCUCAGAAGAUAGAAGUUAAAAGUGAAAUUCAAGAGAUAUCCAUUGAAGCAAUACGAAGCCCACAAAACGAUACUGCUCAAUGUGUUUUUGAAAAUCCUGCACAACUCCCUAAACCUAAUUCUACUCAAUGUAUAACACAUACACAGAAUAUCGCCCUUGCUGAAGCCUCUCAUAAAGAUGAUUUUCAACUUAUGGAAAUUUUAGAAGGCUUGAAAAAGCUGAAUUUAGAAAGUGAAACAUCAAAUCAAGUACUAGAUAAUAUAACUCAUUGUCUUCCAGCAAAUACAUUAAUGCCACAAGUCCUUAUUCCAGGUGUAACACCUGAGACAACAUCUCUUGUCCAGACAACUUCAGAAACACAUCCAAUGUUUGUUGAAAAAGUUCAUAAGCCAUUUACUUGCCAGGCUGCAGGUUGUAAUUAUAGUGCCAUGACAAAGGAUGCAUUAUUUAAGCACUAUAGCAAAAUACAUCAGUACACUGCAGAAAUGAUUCUUGAAAUUAAGAAACACCAGUUAAAGUAUGCUCCAUUUAAAUGUGUGGUUGCUAACUGUCCCAAAACCUUUACAAGAAAUUCUAACCUCCGGGCGCACUGCCAGCUGGUACAUCAUUUUACAACAGAAGAAAUGGUAAAAUUAAAACUAAAAAGGCCUUAUGGACGACGAUCCCAAAGCAAAACCCUAAAUGUGUUACCAAGACCUAAUGAAGUCAGAAACAUGCCAUAUGUGUUAAUAGAAAGUAAACAAGAGUCGCACUUGACUAAGGAGCUUGAUCUAAAGAAAGAACCAGUCAUGGAAUCUAUGAAGGUUCCAGAAAGAUUGAUACCAGAAGCAGCAAUACCAGAAAAUACUUCUGAUAAAUCUGAAAAAUUAGAAAAACCCUCCCAAAUAAUUCCAGUUUCUCUGGAAAUUCAUAAUAUAUCCAUACUUAAUAAUAAUCAAGUGCAGCCCAAAUUACGUAAGAUCAGAAGGCAUAGGAAAGAAGAAGAAAAAAAGAACAAAAAGCCAAUUCCCAAGCCUUUGGAAUUGCCCACUAGUUAUAAUCCUUAUAGACCUUACAAGUGUGUGCAUCAAGGUUGUUUUGCAGCUUUUACAAUACAACAGAAUUUGAUUCUGCACUAUCAAGCUGUACAUAAAUCUGACCUACCAUUAUUCUCUUUGGAGGCAGAAGAAGAAAGUGAACCGAGUAAAGAAGAAGAGGCUAGUAAGGAAGAAGAGAGUGAUGCGACUGAAACUGUGAAAGAAUUCAGAUGUGAAGUAAGAAAUUGCUCUAGGAUAUUUCAAGAAGUUACUAGUCUUUUUCAACACUAUAUGAAACUUCAUGAGAUGACUCCUGAAGAAAUUAGCAGAAUGAAGUCAUCCUUGGAUGUUGGAAGAUUCCUCUGUGAUCAAUCUGAAUGUAAAUCAUCAUUUACAACAUAUGUUAAUUAUAUUACUCACCUUGAGACAGAUCAUGACAUAAAAAUAAAGCAGAGCAAAACAGAAGAUUGCAUGUACAAAUGUGAUUGUGAAGGUUGCGAUCGUAUUUAUGCAACAAGAUCUAAUCUUCUAAGACACAUUUUUAAUAAACACAAUGAUAGGCAUAAAGAUCAUUUAAUAAGACCUAGGCGAUUCCUAACACCAGGUCAGGAAAAUAUAUCAAUUAAAGCUAAUCAGGAGAAAGUAAUGAAAAUUAAAUACAAAGGAUUAAAAUACAGGACAGGAAAAAAUGGAAACAGGAUAUCGUUUAGAGCCAAGCGAAGAAAAGCAAUAAAUGUAGAAGACAGAAACUUCCAACUAGGGCAAAUUGAUGGAAAUCAGACAUAUUCUUUAAAAUGUGGAAAGUAUAUUUAUUCAGUAAAGGCAAAAGAUGAUGCUUUAUCUGAAUGCAGUAACAAAUUUAUUGUACAAUAUCCAUGUAUGAUAAAAGGUUGUUCAUCAGUUGUUACAAGUGAGAAUAAUGUAAUUCGGCACUAUAAAUGUCAUAAAUUAUCUAAAGCAUUUACUUUACAACAUCGGGAUCUCUUGAUUGUCUCAAGUAAGCAUGCAAGACCUUCCGGAAAAGAGGUUUUCUCGCAAAACGAAGCAACUGAGGACAAGGUUUGUGAAGUAAAAGAAGUGCAGCCGCCCUUGCCAGACACUUGUGAGGACUUGAGACUGUCUCCACUGGUGAUGCCAAAAGAACCAGAAAAGACUGAGAAGGAUGAAGUGGAUGAGCUUGCAGAACUGUUUAUUACCAAACUUAUUAAUGAGGAUCUAGCAAGUUCAGAAAACCAUGUAAAGGCCUCUCCUGGUGUAAAUAAUGACUGUCAGGAAACUAGUUCUUCUCUUUCAGAAAAGCAAAGCAUAAGCAGUAAUUUUAAAAGAGUAAACAAAGAAAAAAAUAUAUCCCAAAGUAAAAAGAGAAAAGUUGAAAAGCAGGAAGAAAUCUUGGCUGUUGAAUUAAGCAGUGUGCAUAGGGAACAAGAAAGUGCUGUUGCUAUUCAAACUGUUGAAGAACAGUCUUCGACUUUUGAUUGGAGUUCAUUUAAGCCCAUGGGAUUUGAAGUAUCUUUCCUCAAGUUCCUUGAAGAAUCUGCAGUGAAGCAGAAGAAAAACACAGAAAGGGGGGGUUAUAAUAAUUGUGGAACCAGGAAACGUUCUCAUUCUAACGCAAGAAAGUCUAAUGAAAAGAACUCUGUUGUGAGAACACGAUCAUGUUCAGAAAGUGAAACACGUGUACAGUUUGUUAAUCCAUCACAAUUUCAGUGUAGUGGUACUGUAAAAAUAGUUUUAGAUAAGACUUUUAAAGAUUGCACUGAGCGUGUAUUGAAGCAGCUUCAGGAAAUGAAACCUAUUGUCAGUCUAAUAAGACUUGAUGGACAUUGGGAAGCUAAACUAGAGGUUACAAAAUAAUCAGGUAAUAUGAGCGGGCUCCUUGUUCUGAUCAUUAAUGUAUAUCUGUACCACAUUUUUUUUAUUUUGAGUAGGAAGCCAUUGAGCAUGAUGCUAUUUCUUAAAGUGUUUUUUGUUUUUGUUUUGUUUUGUUUUUUUGAAGUGAUUUAACCUAGUAAGUUCAUGACAGUUGUCAUGUAAAUUUAUUUUUUAUCCCUAUGGGACUUGGAACAGAAUCAUUGUUUCAGUUUUGUAAAUAAUUGAACAAAACCUCAAUUUUUUAUCAAAAUUUGUCCUUUUCCAUGACUGAAAUCUUUGUGAAUUGUCUGUGGUAUCUUUCGCCGGGUCACUGCUCAUAUAUAACAGUACUUUUUAUUUGUAGAUACAUUUUUGUAUAUAUUUAUUAUUGUAAAUCAUUUGCUGCAAAUGGCAGUCUGUAAGUCUGAAAUAUUAAAUGACACAUUUAUAUUCAGAAUUUUAAUUUGUAACUAAGUGAUCCAGUUUUUAAAAUGUUCUUUUAAACUUAAAACUUUUUGAAGUAAAAACUACAAUAGGUGAGUUUACCAUAUCCAAUUUAUUUUGCCUAAACUGUGUGUAUAGGAGAGAAAGUUAUCAGAUCACAUUUAAAUGGUUAAAAUACAUACUGACACAGUUGUAUUUGUAACUGCAAGUGUCCAAUAUUAUUGGAUAGUAUUUAUAUGUAGCUAACUCAAAAAGUUUUCCUACAACUGCAUUAUGCAUUGCUUUUAAUCAGAUCGAAAACUUCCACUUCCAUAAAAUGAUGGAAAUGUAAAAUUUAAAUACUUUGCUGGCAAUGAAAAUUUAAACACCAUUUGGUAUUAAACAAUCCAUCGUGAAUGUGCUAGAAAAUUAGUAGUGUGGAGCAGUGUAUAUAUUUGAGGUGGUGAUUUGUGAAGUAGCCCAGUAUUGCCUUAAAUAAAAUCACAUUUCAUU
Molecule: messenger RNA, 9119 nt
Organism: Ahaetulla prasina
Lineage: Eukaryota; Metazoa; Chordata; Lepidosauria; Squamata; Colubridae
Gene: ZNF292
Product: zinc finger protein 292
Exons: 8
Coding region: 51-8186 (2711 amino acids)
Biological process (GO): regulation of transcription by RNA polymerase II
Cellular component (GO): nucleus
Molecular function (GO): DNA binding; DNA-binding transcription factor activity, RNA polymerase II-specific
Source: RefSeq, a predicted model, not a curated record